UAGCCAGGAUGGUCUCGAUCUCCUGACCUCGUGAUCCGCCCGUCUCGGCCUCCCAAAGUGCUGGGAUUACAGGCUUGAGCCACCGCGCCCGGCCGAAAACAGAAACUUUCAAACACAUCUUUUCUUCUGUGAAUAGAAUAUGUGCUUUCCGAAGAUUGAGGUCAUCUCGAACUUGAGUGAUGACAGUGACCCUGAGCUGGACUGCACGCCACUCUCUGUGCGGGAAAACCUGCCCGCAGACACUCUGUCAAACAUAUUCGCCGUCUCUAAAGACACCUCAAAGGCGGCUCGGGCGCCCUCCACAGCCAUCUUUAUAAAAGAAGCUAAGAGGGACAUGGAAGUCCGAAAACAAGACACCGAGUCCCCACGACCCCUGAUCCAGGAGCUCAGCGACGAGGACCCCUCUGGCCAGCCCCCGAUGUCCCCCACCUGCCAAAGAGACGCUGCACCACUCACUUCCAGUGGAGACGGGGACAGCGACUUCCUUGCAGCCUCUUCUUCAGUGCCGACUGAGAGCGCCACCACACCCUCAGAGACGUGUGUAGGAGUUGCCCAGCCCAGCUCUGCCCACGUGGGACUUCACUGCAUUCCCAGCACCGAAAGCAUCAUAGUUCCCCCGAGUUAUAUGUAGCAUAAAUGGUUUAAUUAUAAAUGUCUCCUUUAGGCAUGAUAAACAUUUUAAUACCCACGCGAGUCAACGUAUGAUUGGGCUAUCUCCUAUUUGUGUGAGUCACAUGCAAUUCCUUUCACCAGCCACCCUGAAAAAAGACCUUCCUCUUACUGUGUCAUCAGAAACCAGACAGACCCCAGGUCCCUGCAAAAUCUCCAGUGGGCCUUUUCCCCACAGGAAAGCAGAAUCUUCCACUGCAACUAGAGAAACUCAGAGGAUAAGGGACUUGAUGCUUUAGACAUCAAAAUAAGAAGGGGAGAGAGGAAAGAAAGGGGAAGUCCAUGAGGCACAACAAUUCUCCCAAAGUGUUACGACCAUGAUCCUCUCCUCAGAGGCCACUAUCGAGAGCCCACAGGUGCCAGACCCACGUCCCGAGGGAGAAGGAACAUCAGCCAUCGUCUCUGUGCGUGAGCUCAGUGUCAGGUAGUUACUGUGGCGGGAUGCUGUCCAGCCUAAAAAAUGUGACCGUUCCAGUUCAUCUUCAGCUGACAAGUUUAUUUAAUCCCUGAACCUGGAUCCAAGGCAUCUCCCUGUACAAAACAUCAGACCGUGGCAGAGACUGACAAAGCAACCCAAAACAGCAGCUGCCGACGGCCGCUGUGCCCAUCUCAGCAGCAGCUCUGUGGGGGCCUCACUCCACCCUCACCGAACACGAGGAGGAGCCAGCACUACUGCCCCAUUUCACCAGACAGUAAGGCACGAGAACUGAGAGACCUGCCUGAGGCCCCCACAGCUGCGGGGCAGCGGAGCCCUGUCUCCCAGCACAGACUAGACUCCCAGCAACACAGGCCCGCCAGCACCUCCAACCUGCCUUUUGGGAUGAUCCUCAGGCGAAUAUACAAAAUACAGAAGAAA
This is a messenger RNA of Piliocolobus tephrosceles (Ugandan red Colobus), 1525 nucleotides long. Its product is annotated as dynein assembly factor 1, axonemal-like. The transcript has 2 exons. The coding region runs from base 140 to 631 and encodes 163 amino acids. The record is from RefSeq and is a predicted model, not a curated record. Lineage: Eukaryota; Metazoa; Chordata; Mammalia; Primates; Cercopithecidae.